Trichogramma pretiosum is the source of this 2258-nucleotide messenger RNA. RefSeq names its product dolichyl-diphosphooligosaccharide--protein glycosyltransferase subunit 2 (gene OstDelta). The record is from RefSeq and is a predicted model, not a curated record. The transcript has 8 exons. Gene Ontology annotation, biological process: protein N-linked glycosylation. The coding region runs from base 70 to 2028 and encodes 652 amino acids. Lineage: Eukaryota; Metazoa; Arthropoda; Insecta; Hymenoptera; Trichogrammatidae. Gene Ontology annotation, cellular component: oligosaccharyltransferase complex; membrane.
GUGAAGAGCCAUAUUCCGAGAGAAGCCGACGUGGCGGCCGGCUUGCUAGCAAAUUUUGCUGCAGCAAACAUGAACUUCUUCGGGGCCAUAUUGCUCCUAGCCCUAGUGGUGGGUGAGUUGAUAGCAGCUGAUGUUCCAACAUCAACCAACUCUUACCUGACCAAAGAUGAUAAAUUACGUCUCAAGAAAGUUCUUGAACCUGGAUUCAAAUUCCAGGAUCUGGCUUCCUUACAUUAUGCUAUUGUUGGAUACAAGCACAUGAAAGAACCAAUAAAAUUGAUUGGUGAAACUUGUGAAUAUCUCAUCAAAACAUCUAAGGAGCCACGUUUAACAGCAGAACAGCUGUUUUAUGUAGCUAACUCAUGGAAAUCCGCUGAAAGAUGUCAACCCAAAUCUUUGAACUUGGACAAUCUUGUAAAGUCUGUCAAAACCAUUUUGGAUAAAGAUGGUUCUACUGUUGCAGAAUUAUAUUAUUCUGUUAGCGCUAUGAAUUUACUAAACCAGAAGAUUCCAGAGGUUACAGUAAACAAGCUUGUAAAAACGUUACAACUUGCUCUCAAAAAAGAUGAUAGUCCAUUGAAUCUAGCAUAUGUGUUCCACAUUGCUGCUCAUCUCGGAUCUUCUGGAUCAUUUGCAUUCAACCACAUCGAAGAUGCUAUGGUGCAAGCUGAUGAAGUAGAUGGACGAUAUCUUCAGUUUGAAGGUGGCUUGUCUGUUACAAGCUUACUUGUCAAUGGAGUAUUCAAGCUAUCGCAGUCUUUGAAGAAAAAAGCACCUUUAACUCAAUUGCAAAUUGUGAAACUAGCCAAUUAUUUCUUGUCUCGGCGAUCUGUGCAAACUCCAAAGGGAGUCGCUAACUUUUUGUCGUCAAUUAAUACUUUGGCCACUAAUGAAUUUUACAAACCAACUUGCAUAACAUUGAAGGAAGAUGGUGUCGUUAUUUCAGUUAAACAACCAUUUGUGCAUAUCAAAGUAUGCGAUCUUCUUGGUAACCCUGUUCCAUCAAUAUCAAAUGUCAUUGCUAAUACAGCUACCAAAGAAGGAGAUGAUGUCGUUUUUGUUAGCAAAAAGAACUUUGAAGCUGCUUCCAAUGAUAAGACAGUAUAUUCCUUGAACUUCAUGACAUCUACCCCAGAACCUGGGUUUUAUAAAAUUGCUGUAUCUGCAGGCUCAGCAACUAAUACAGUAUUAAUUAAAGUCCUCACUGAAGUUAAAGUCAGUUCGUUGGAAAUUGGAACUGCCGAUGCUGAUCAAACAACUCAAGCAAAAUUAGUCAAAGUAGCUCAUCCUGAAAAAUUGAAGGAAAGAAUUGAAGCUGAUUCUCAACAAAAACUUGUAAUUAGAUUUUUGUUGAAAGAUGCCUUCAAAGAUAAACCAAUGCGAGUACAUCAGGCGUUUGUACGAUUAUCGACUAAAGACUCCAACAAUAAAAAUAGUCAAGAAAUAAUAUUUGUUGCCGAGCCAGAUUCUUCUCAUACAUACAAAUUUGAUAUGCAAGUAGGAGCAGAAUCCAAAAAUUUCGCUUAUCAGAGUGGAGAUUAUAAAAUCGAACUCAUCAUUGGCGAUGCCAUCUUGAGUAACUCAUUUGAAUGGACACUGGGAACUAUUGCAUUGAAAUUCCCAGAACCUAGUGCUUCGGAUGUAGCCGAUAAAUCUACGUACAGACAGAAACCAAAUGUAUACACAAAGAAACCAGAAAUUAAGCAUAUGUUCCGUGAACCAGAAAAGCGACCUCCAGAGUAUGUCUCCAAUCUAUUCUCAGGCUUAUGCAUCGCUCCAAUUUUCUUACUGAUAUUUUUGUGGGCUAAAAUUGGAGUUAACAUUUCCAAUUUCCCAUUUUCCAUCAGUGCUAUCACAUUCCAUUUAGGAUUAGGAGGUAUUUUCGUUCUGUUCGGAGUAUUCUGGUUACAAUUGAACAUGUUCACGACACUGCGAUAUCUGUCGAUACUUGGAACGAUCACGUUUUUAGCUGGUAAUAAAAUGUUAUCUCAAAUCGCAAAGAAUCGUAAACUAUCCGCUGCACGAUGAAGAAAAAUGAGUUUAUUUAUUCGAUGAGGAAUUUACCUACAGUGCAAAAAAGAAAAAUAAACAUUUUUGUCGCACAUGGACGAGAAUGAAAAAAAUUAUCAUUACCGCAAAGAAAAAUUAUUUAAUUUAUUUGUCCACGUUUCAACGAAACUCAGUGUACUUUCGAGGUGUUUGUAAAACACCAUAGUUCAUUAAGUUCCUAAUAAAAGUCAUUUUUUUCACCAACGAAA